Molecule: messenger RNA, 330 nt
Organism: Hydatigera taeniaeformis
Lineage: Eukaryota; Metazoa; Platyhelminthes; Cestoda; Cyclophyllidea; Taeniidae
Source: the annotation of a GenBank genome assembly
AUGUACGUAUUCCUGAUGUCCCAGUGUAAGCUGAUAGAAAUCGACAACACAAACCUUCAGGACCGAUUUGGAAGUCUUACUGUAUACCUGGCCAGACACUAUAAUAUUCCGUUGGAUCAUCAAAUUCUACUUACGAAUGGAGGCUGUCAAUUGAAGGAACUUCAUGAAAUUGACGACCACAGUGCUGGCGAGAAUCCAACAAAUCCGAUCUACGUCUUCUCUCGGGAUAAGGCACUAACUCCUGAUACGUGUGUGCUCAAAGCGUAUAUUUCUUGCAUGUAUAGGGGUUCGGGCUUCUACACUUCAUUGGUACGCAUUCACCAUCCUUGA